Messenger RNA from Xenia sp. Carnegie-2017, 2100 nucleotides. RefSeq names its product cytochrome b5 reductase 4-like. Lineage: Eukaryota; Metazoa; Cnidaria; Anthozoa; Malacalcyonacea; Xeniidae. Bases 483 to 1766 code for a protein of 427 amino acids. The transcript is spliced from 11 exons. The record is from RefSeq and is a predicted model, not a curated record. Gene Ontology annotation, molecular function: oxidoreductase activity; heme binding.
UAAAACAUUUUUCUCUUCAAUUUUUCUCCAGACUGAUGAUCCAUCAUCCAUCAUUUGCACUAGUCAAAUCUCACAAGUUCUGACAACAGUGACGGCAAGCUAUUCAAACGCCCACGUUUUCUUUACUUAAGUACAGCAGCUGCAGCUACGGUGUAUUUGUGUCUUGCAACUGUUGUCAGUGAUUUAUCAGGCAUUGUAGAAAACUUUUUGGCCCACUGCAAAAACGAUUGACAAACCACCACGAGAAGAAGAUUUGGUUAGAUUUUGCAGUGUCUUAAAGGUUGCGUGGGCUCCACGAAAUCGAGCAAUACGAUGAAAUGAAAGUUCAUGAAACUGUUGGUGUGCAUGAUAAAUUAUUAUAGUUAUAUAUGUGGAUGGUAUCUGAUGAAAGAAACGAGUUCUCAUUCCUAUGCUUACACCUAAACUAGCUGUUUAGUCUCUGUUUCGUUUACUUAUCAGCCAAGCUGGGGUGCACUAGCUCCAUGACCCGCGGAGCACACGAAGCGGAAAGAAACAAGAUGGCCGCUUCUUUCCCCUCCGUUGGGUCGCCACAGCGGGCAACUGGCGGAUCAAGAAAUAAAGUUUCUUUGAAACCCGGUCGUAGUCUUAUGGACUGGAUAAGACUUGGCAACAGUGGGAAGGAUCUGCAAGGUUUCGGCGGUAAAUAUCGUAAGGUUUCUUCCGAAGAAUUGGCCAAACACAACAGUGUUGAUGACGUCUGGAUGAGCAUUCGAGGAUGUGUGUACAACAUCACCCCCUAUCUAGAAUUUCAUCCUGGGGGUAUACCUGAAAUUAUGAAGGCUGCUGGGAAGGAUGGCACACAACUAUUUAACGAGAUUCAUCAAUGGGUGAAUGUAGAAUCCAUGUUGAAGGCUUGUUUGAUUGGUCCUCUUGUUCAAGCUUCGAGAGAGAGAAAGUUUGGGACAAAAAACGCCAAACCUUCACCAUCGCUGCUUGCCCCUCCGAUACCUCAGGUUUUAAAGAAGCCUAAUCACGAUGCAGACCAGAGUGGCUCAUUUUGGAGAUGUGAAGUGAAGUCAAUGACUGAAGUCACUCAUAACGUAACGAUUUUCCACUUUGCUCUUCCUAACGGGAUGAUCAUGGACGCACCAUGGGGAUAUCACGUGUAUCUUCAUCUCAACGUUUCAGGUGUUGAAGUAUCAAGGCCAUACACAAUCAUUGUACCAUCGCUGAAUUUUUCUAAAACUGAAGAAAAUAAAGCUUACUUGUAUCUCAUGAUAAAAGUUUAUCCUGAUGGAGUACUUACACCACACUUACGGAAUGUAAAAGUAGGUGAUCACUGUCGCCUAACUGGUUUCGAUGGAAAUUUUCAAACUUCUCGCUUAAUGGAGGCGAAAGAUAUCAUUAUGAUAGCUGGCGGGACAGGCAUAACUCCAAUGAUACGAAUAAUAUCUGCGUUUCUAAUGAAUGAGCUACCUACUGCGAGAACUAUGAAAUUAUUAUUUGCGAAUCGUGAAGAAAAAGACAUUAUUUGGAAAGAUAAAUUCAAUGCAUUGCAAAGCAAAAACCCUGAAAAAUUUCAAGUGCAUUAUUUUCUGUCUCGUUCCCCGGAAUCGGGUUCCGGUUACUCGAAAAAGAUUACGGAAAGCUCAUUAAGGGAUUUGUUGCCACCAAGCCCGCAAGCAGGCUACGAGAAAGACCUUCUCAUAUGUAUUUGUGGGCCCGAUCAAUUCACCUUGCAGCUCCUCGAAUCGUUAAAGCUCUUAGGAUAUCACAGCAAAUGCAUCCAUGCUUUCUUUGGAUGAGAUUUUCAACGCAUGCGCUCCAUGCGCUACUGCUUCAUCCAUUCGGGCCUAUAAAAGCGGAUUGCGAACAGGUUUCACAAUCUUCUACUAUACACAAUGUAUCCAUCGUACUACAACCUUUGAAAGGUAUUGUAUGUUGCUACGAGAGUAGCACUGAAACUCGAGAGACGUUUUCUGCUCCAAAAGCAGAAAAUGGUUCAAUAAAUGAACCAGAACAUUUAGGUAUACGGGAUAACAUCUCAAGGGCCUAUCACCAAUGCAGAAAUUUUAAAAUCAAAUUUACUAGAUGCAAAUUGAAUUUCACCAACGUUAAUAUAAAUUUUAAUGAAAUGAA